Messenger RNA from Glarea lozoyensis ATCC 20868, 645 nucleotides. RefSeq lists its product as uncharacterized. The transcript is spliced from 2 exons. Bases 1 to 645 code for a protein of 214 amino acids. Gene Ontology annotation, biological process: reciprocal meiotic recombination. Gene Ontology annotation, molecular function: double-stranded DNA binding. Lineage: Eukaryota; Fungi; Ascomycota; Leotiomycetes; Helotiales; Helotiaceae. The record is from RefSeq and is a predicted model, not a curated record.
AUGCCCCCCAAAAUCCUCCCCCCAGCAGCCAAACAAUCCAAAAUCCUCGACUUCUUCCGCACCACCACAUCCGUCUACACCCUCCGCGAGCUCGAAAAAUGUCUCCCAGGCGUCGCUGGCAUCAACGGUAUGCAAGUGAAGGAAUACCUGCAAGCGUUGUCCGAUGAGAAUCUGAUCCGCGUGGAGAAGAUUGGGAGCGGAAAUUGGUAUUGGUGUUUUGUGAGUGAGGAGAGGAAACGACGGGAGGGUGUGUUGAAGGGGUUGAAAAAUGAGAAGGGGGGUCUGGAGGAGAGGAUUGUGGCAUUGGAGGGGGAGGUUGAGGUUGAGGAGGGGAGGAGGGGGGUUGAUGGGGAAAGGAAGGAGUUACUUGAGAGGUAUAGGGUGCUGGUGGAGGAGAAAGAGGGGCUGGAUGGGGAGUUGAAGGGUUUUGGGGGGUGUGAUCCGGGGGAGAUGAGGAGGAUGGAGAGGGAGAUUGUGAGGAUGAGGGAGGAGACGGGGAGGUGGACGGAUAAUGUUGAGGCGUUGGAGAGUUUUAUUGGGGGGCUUACGGGGGAUAGGGGGGCGACGCAGGAGUUGAUGGAGAGGUGUUGUGGGGAGGAGUAUGUGGUUGGGGAGGGGUUGAGGGAGUUGGGUUUUGAGGGUUGA